This is a messenger RNA of Echinococcus granulosus, 1977 nucleotides long. Its product is annotated as Proto-oncogene serine/threonine-protein kinase pim-1. NCBI's taxonomy places the organism in Eukaryota, Metazoa, Platyhelminthes, Cestoda, Cyclophyllidea, Taeniidae. Gene Ontology annotation, cellular component: cytoplasm. Gene Ontology annotation, molecular function: ATP binding; protein serine/threonine kinase activity. The transcript has 5 exons. Gene Ontology annotation, biological process: protein autophosphorylation. The record is from RefSeq and is a predicted model, not a curated record. The coding region runs from base 1 to 1977 and encodes 658 amino acids.
AUGGCAGUCGACCAUUCAAGAGACGUGAACAAGUGGUUCCCCGAGCCUCGCAAAUUGAAUCCGCAUAUGCGCUAUGUAGAAAGGACAUCGGCAGAAUUGGAUAUCAAGCUCAAUGUGAUAAGGGAUCCAGAUGUCUUUGAUCAAACCUACUCCCUGUGCACCCAGGUGGGAAAGGGUGGUUUUGGGAAGGUUUUUCAAGCCAGACAUAAUGGAAACGGUGCAAAGGUUGUUAUAAAGCAGGUGGAUUCUGAUCGUGUGCCAUGCUGGUGUCGAUUGGAUGACGAUAUGCUUCCAAUGGAGGUGGUUCUGUUGAAAAAGCUUUCACAUAUCGAUGGGAUUUCCAGAAUGUUAGAGGUCUACGACCUCCACGGAACGUGGCACAUUGUGAUGGCCGGCAAUACACCCGCUGUUCAAGACCUAUUCGACUACAUUUGCAAGCGAGGCUAUUUAAGCGAAUGCGAGUCCGCCUUCAUAAUGUAUCAACUUAUUGGCAUACUGCUGAAAUGCCACGAAGCUGGAGUUCUACACCGCGACCUGAAGGAUGAAAACCUUCUCAUCGACUCGGAUAAUCAUGAAAUCCAACUCAUUGACUUCGGAUCGGGCGCCUUCUUGCACGAUGGGAUCUACAAUGAUUUCGAUGGUACACGAGUUUAUUCUCCGCCGGAGUGGAUAAAAACUAAUGGAUAUCGCGGAAAAUCUGCUGAAAUUUGGACGGUGGGAAUUCUUCUUUUUGACAUGAUUAACGGGGAUAUUCCCUUCAUGAGUGACCAUGAAAUCCUCUCUGGUGCAGUACAAUUCCGUCGAACCCUCGUCAGCCACGAGGCUAUGGACCUUAUACAUUGUUGUUGCCGUCUGGAUCCACGUGAGCGUCCCACGCUAAUGGAAAUCCUUCUCCAUCCAUGGAUGCGGCUUUUCCGAAACACAAUUUCUAGGCUCGAGUGCGAACCCUCUCAGUACGCCCUGGAUGAGUCGGCCAAGUAUAUGCCAUCGCCUCUGGCUUCUUCCAUUACUGUUCGUUCGGGACUUUGCGAUCUUGCGAACUUGUGCAUUGCACAGGGCAACAUCCCGUUGAGUCAGUCGGAGUUGAAGAAGAGGAUGGAAGAGGAGGAGAUCCCGGAACAAAAGUCCGGACCAGAGAAGGUGGGGAAUGAUGCAGGAGAAGGAGAACGGAUUACAAUCCAAACUCAGGAAAACUGUGAAGUUUCACCCGAUCUCCUGCCAAUUCAAUCCCCGGAAUCCGUUAGCUCAACCUAUAACGGCCACGUCCACAGUGGCUAUCUUAGAAGACGGGGACCUUCUCCACCCGCUAAUAAUGUGGAUAGCAGCAUUAAUUCUGUAUUUCGUAGAAACUCAAUCUAUAUCAACCCCACCGCUCCCGGUCGUCUCCAUCGCUAUGACGCACGACAUCCACAACCGGAUGGACAUCCGUUUUUUCGUCAACAGCAGCAGCAACAGUUUAGCUGGGACAUCUUGCACGACUUCGAAUUUCAGGAGGAGUCAUCACGACCCAACUCCAACGAGUCCCACAACAGCUCAGGGUAUUUCACCCGUUCAAACUCAAUGGAGGGGGAGGAUGAUCAGGCUCCAGCAUUUCAAAACCUGGCCACUCUCGCGCAAGCCAGUCAACAAUUUGUAUCACCGGCUUCCGCAUACCCCUUGCUGAGACGAGGAGCGCCGAUGGACAGCUCCCUGACGGUCCCCAAUACUGGUGCUGCUGCUGCUGAUAAAAGUGAUGAUGACGAUGUUCCAGAACCGGAUGUGCUUUCCACUUAUUCGUGCCUUAAACGCAAUCUCAAGACGGCCUGGACGCCGACUCUUUGGGCCUAUGAAAGCAUCAGGAAGAGAGAUAGUUGUAGCAAGUGCCAAGCUAUACCGACGACCUCAAGCGGCAGCAGUAAUGGCAGCAGUGCCAGUGAUGGCGGGGAGGACAAGGAUGCUCACGCACAAUCUCGUAGCUCUAAACCGCGUAAAUUUUAG